AAAGACCUAAAAUUCCAUGGUAUAAAUACAAACUACUUCAUCUUCAAUCUCUCAAGAUUCCAGCCUUCUUGUUCUUUCUGCAACUCAGCAUCGUCACUCAACUCUUAGCACUAAACCAAACCAUUGAUAAUUCACAUGGACAAGAAUGAAGGAAAAAUUGAAGUUCUUCGAGUUGAAGAACAAGAAGACCAGGAUCAAGUAGUGAACCCAUGGCAGGUCUCUUCAAAAGGAAAAAUUGAUUACGACAAACUCAUCGACCAGUUCGGCUGCCAAAGGCUCGACACCUCACUCAUUGACCGUGUCCAACGCCUCACCGGCCGGCCGCCCCACGUGUUCCUCCGUCGCGGCGUUUUUUUUGCCCACCGGGAUUUUGGUGAGAUAUUAGAUGCAUAUGAAAGAGGGGAGAAGUUUUAUUUGUAUACUGGACGUGGCCCCUCAUCGGAAGCUUUGCAUUUGGGGCAUUUGGUUCCUUUUAUGUUUACAAAAUAUUUGCAAGAUGCCUUUAAAGUUCCUCUUGUUAUACAACUUACGGAUGAUGAAAAGUGCAUGUGGAAAAAUCUUUCUAUUGAGGAGAGCCAAAGACUUGCCCGGGAGAAUGCAAAAGACAUUAUUGCUUGUGGUUUUGACAUAACAAAAACCUUCAUUUUCUCAGAUUUUGAUUAUGUUGGUGGUGCCUUCUACAAAAACAUGGUGAAGGUUGCCAAGUGUGUCACAUAUAAUAAAGUUGUUGGCAUAUUUGGUUUCACCGGUGAAGAUCAUAUUGGAAAAGUUAGCUUUCCGCCAGUGCAGGCAGUUCCAUCAUUUCCCAGUUCUUUCCCACACCUUUUCUCAGGCAAAGAUCACCUUCGUUGCUUAAUUCCUUGUGCCAUUGACCAGGAUCCUUACUUCAGAAUGACAAGAGAUGUCGCCCCUCGAAUAGGAUAUCACAAGCCGGCAUUGAUCGAGUCAUUGUUCUUCCCUGCCUUGCAGGGGGAAACAGGAAAGAUGUCAGCUUCUGAUACUAGUUCUGCAAUUUAUGUUACUGAUUCUGGGAAGGUCAUCAAGGACAAGGUAAACAAGUAUGCAUUCUCUGGUGGACGAGAAACUAUCGAGCUACACAGGAAACUUGGGGCAAAUCUUGAGGUUGAUAUACCAGUAAAAUAUCUAAGCUUUUUCCUAGACGAUGAUGCGGAACUUGAACGCAUUAAAAAGGAAUAUGGUGCUGGUCGCAUGCUGACUGGGGAAGUUAAGCAAAUCCUUACUCGAGUUUUAACUGAAAUGGUUGAAAGACAUCAGAGGGCUCGUGCCGCUGUAACUGAUGAGAUGGUCGAUGCUUUCAUGGCAGUGAGACCCCUUCCCCAUAUGUUCAACUAGAGUUGAGAUGAACUUUGUAUGUUCUCAAUGAAGAAUUUGGCUCCUUCUUCUAACACACAUUCCAUUCAUCUCUCAACUUGAAGUAUGCUUGAGAGAACAGUCAAAUUGCUGCAAUACUGUUUUUUCUCAUUCUCUUUCCUUUUUGUGUGUUUUUUCAUCUAGGUUACAUUGUCAACUUAUGCCAAAUUGCAUAUGACUAAUUCUUGUAAUUUCAUUAACAAAUUUUGAUUUUCUUUUGCCAUAAGGUUUCGUUUUGUUAUGUUUUGCACUUA
Molecule: messenger RNA, 1625 nt
Organism: Mangifera indica (mango)
Lineage: Eukaryota; Viridiplantae; Streptophyta; Magnoliopsida; Sapindales; Anacardiaceae
Product: tryptophan--tRNA ligase, cytoplasmic-like
Exons: 12
Coding region: 136-1353 (405 amino acids)
Biological process (GO): tryptophanyl-tRNA aminoacylation
Cellular component (GO): cytoplasm
Molecular function (GO): ATP binding; tryptophan-tRNA ligase activity
Source: RefSeq, a predicted model, not a curated record